AUGUUUUCGGAACGGCAGGAUUUCGUGGGAUGCGCAUGGGGAAUCAGGUACAUCGGAUACAUGAUGGCCUGCUUCCACGCAGCCAAUUCCAGCUGCUCCUUCCUCUCCGGCUGGCUGGUGAAAUACGUGGACCGGCUGUACAUCUUCAUCUUCGCAGGCCUCCUUCAUGCAUCCACGCUGCUCGCCUUGUUCUUCUGGCAUCCUUCGCCCGACCAUGCUUGGGCGUUCUUCGUCGUCGCCGGUGCUUGGGGCAUCUGCGAUGCCGUCUGGCAGGCUCAGGUCAACGGGCUCUUGGGCGUGUUGUCGAAAGGGAAGGAGAAAGAAGCAUUCAGCGCCUACAAAGUGACGGAAAGUCUCGGCUUCGUCGUCGCGUUUUUCAUCAGCAGUCGACUCUGCACAGUGUACAAACUCAGCCUCCUCGUCGCCUUCCUCGUUCUUGGCAUGAUCGCCUACUUCAUUUUGGAAUACAUCGAGGCAAAAAGCUCUCGAGAAACGAAAUUAAAAAAAGAAGAUCGAUGCAUGAAAUCCCCAUCCCAUGUCACCAAACGGCGGCGAGGAAAAGCCUCGGUGCGUGAGCCGUCCGCCUCGGGGCGUGAGCCGUCCGCCGCGAGCGGAAAGGAAUUGCGCGGAGGAGGUCGGAGCCGAUCCGGACUUUCCUUUCGGCUCUCUUCGUUCUCGGUGCUUCGGAUCACACAUCAGUGUCACACAGCAGCGACGGUCGCGACGGUCAUGACGGUCGAGACCGGCACCGACGAUGACGUCAUCAGGAGGAAGAAACGAGUCAUCUGGAAGAACGUGCUGGUGGUGAGCACGUCCUUCCUCCUCCUCUUCCUGAGUUUCAGCACGGUGUCGAACCUCCAGAGCAGCAUCAACGCGCGGCACGGGCUGGGGACGGCGUCGCUCGUGACGGUCUACGGCUUCCUCGUCUUCUCCUCGCUCUUCCUCACGACGUUCGCGAUCGAGCGGCUGACCGCGAAGUGGACCAUCUUCGCCUGCUCCGUCGUCUAUCUCGGGUUCAUCGCGGCGCAGUUCGAGCCCACGGCCUGGACGCUGCUCCCGUCGGCCGCGGCAGUGGGCCUGGCGGCCGCGCCGCUCUGGUCCGCCAAGUGCACGUACCUCACGGUCGCCGGGGACGCGUACGCCGAGGUCACGGGGCAGGAGCGGCAGGCCGUCAUCAUGAGGUUCUUCGGGGUUUUCUUCAUGCUCUUUCAGGGAGCCGGCAUCUUCGGCAACCUCGUUUCGUCCACUGUUUUGGGAAUCGGAAGCUCCGGAGGCAGAAACACGACGAGAAACGUGGAAGAAAUGUGCGGAGUGAACUUCUGCGAGUCGGCAAUCGAAGAGAACGAGAACCUGGAGCGACCGGACGAGAAGGCGAUCCAGAUCCUCUCGGGGACGCUGGUGGCCGUGGCGUGCCUCUCGUCGGGUCUCGUCGCCUUCUUCCUCGAUCCCUUGCACAGACUAGGAGGACGGCGGGAGGAGUCGAGCGGGGCCGACGGAGGGAUGCAGUUCGCCCUGGCCACACUUCGCCAGCUGAAGACGCCUCGCCAGGCCCUCAUCUCCUUCCUCGUCUUCUUUGGGGGACUCGAGCAGGGAUUUCUGGGAUCGGAUUACACCAAGGAUUUCGUGGGAUGCGCAUGGGGAAUCAGGUACAUCGGAUACAUGAUGGCCUGCUUCCACGCAGCCAAUUCCAGCUGCUCCUUCCUCUCCGGCUGGCUGGUGAAAUACGUGGACCGGCUGUACAUCUUCAUCUUCGCAGGCCUCCUUCAUGCAUCCACGCUGCUCGCCUUGUUCUUCUGGCAUCCUUCGCCCGACCAUGCUUGGGCGUUCUUCGUCGUCGCCGGUGCUUGGGGCAUCUGCGAUGCCGUCUGGCAGGCUCAGGUCAACGGGCUCUUGGGCGUGUUGUCGAAAGGGAAGGAGAAAGAAGCAUUCAGCGCCUACAAAGUGACGGAAAGUCUCGGCUUCGUCGUCGCGUUUUUCAUCAGCAGUCGACUCUGCACAGUGUACAAACUCAGCCUCCUCGUCGCCUUCCUCGUUCUUGGCAUGAUCGCCUACUUCAUUUUGGAAUACAUCGAGGCAAAAAGCUCUCGAGAAACGAAAGUCGAGGAAAAUCCCCUGAAGGCCGCUACGAGCACAAUUGAUAACGAUGUCACGUUUCGCUCCCUGUUCGAUAGAGAAGCCAGACGCACGAUGGAGGCGAGGAAGGAGAAGCGGAGGAUUUGGAAAAACAAUCUCAUCAUCAGUUUCUCCUUCGUCCUCCUGUUCUUCAGUUACAGCACGGUGGGGAACUUGCAAAGCACCAUCAACGCCGAGCAUGGUCUGGGGACGACGUCCCUCUCCGUCCUCUAUACGGGACUCGUUCUGUCCUCCCUCUUCCUCACCACCGUCUCCCUCAAGACCCUCUCCCCGAAAUGGACCAUCUUCCUCUGUUGCCUUCUCUACGUGCCGUAUAUGGGAGCGCAGUUCUAUCCCACCGCGUGGACGCUGAUACCGUCGGCUGUGGUCAUCGGUAUGGCGGCUGCUCCGUUGUGGUCUGCGAAGUGCACCUACUUGACCGUUGCUGGAAAUGCCUACGCUGAACUGUCGCGAGAGGAAAAGGGGGUCGUCAUCACCAGGUUCUUUGGAGUCUUUUUCAUGCUCUUCCAGGUGGCUGGCGUUCUUGGGAACGUCAUCUCUUCUGUGGGUCUGGUCACGUGGGGAUCGAACGAAAAGCAGAAUUAUACUCAAGAAGUGGAAGAGGACGUUUCCCGCUGUGGAGUGAAUUUUUGCGAGGAAGAAGUGGGGAGGAACGAAAACCUGGCGAGACCGAACGAGCAGGCCAUCCAUAUCAUAUCGGGGAUAGCGAUGUCCAUGCCGCUUAUCGCUGCUGCUCUCGUUGCUUUCUUCCUUGAUCCCCUCCAAAGGACAGAAGAAGAGAAAGAUGAUUCCAAACCAAAAAUCCGUGAAAUUUUCACCAUAGCAAUGUCUACCAUCAUGCAAUUCAAGCAACCCUAUCAGGCUCUCUUAUCCCUGGCAAUAUUCUUCGGUGGGGUAGAGCAAGGUUUCAUCACUUCCGACUACACAAAGGAUUUCGUGGGAUGCGCAUGGGGAAUCAGGUACAUCGGAUACAUGAUGGCCUGCUUCCACGCAGCCAAUUCCAGCUGCUCCUUCCUCUCCGGCUGGCUGGUGAAAUACGUGGACCGGCUGUACAUCUUCAUCUUCGCAGGCCUCCUUCAUGCAUCCACGCUGCUC
Darwinula stevensoni is the source of this 3228-nucleotide messenger RNA. Lineage: Eukaryota; Metazoa; Arthropoda; Ostracoda; Podocopida; Darwinulidae. The record is from the annotation of a GenBank genome assembly.